Messenger RNA from Harmonia axyridis, 1737 nucleotides. Its product is annotated as clotting factor G beta subunit-like. Gene Ontology annotation, biological process: proteolysis. The transcript has 5 exons. Gene Ontology annotation, molecular function: serine-type endopeptidase activity. The record is from RefSeq and is a predicted model, not a curated record. Lineage: Eukaryota; Metazoa; Arthropoda; Insecta; Coleoptera; Coccinellidae. The coding region runs from base 376 to 1590 and encodes 404 amino acids.
UUUUCAAGUAGAAGAAGAGUAGGUAUACACUUAUUAUAGCUUUGUGCGAAAUCGAACUCGUUUUCAUUACAAUUUUUCGCACAUCCACGAUUUGAGUAUACAAUUCCAUAAGUUAAUAAUAACGGAAUGCGGUGCUGGUUUCUGACUAAUAGAAUAUCUGCAUAUUGUGCAAACCUGUUUGGAGGAGGAGAACCUGAAGAUUUAUAAUGCGACUUUCAGUAGUUAAGAAUGGGGAUUUCAAUCCACAGAAAAAUGUUAUCUUUGUGGAUUCCCAAGUUCAACCAUGCCUUCUAUAAAACUUCAUUAGUAUCAAUGUUGUUGAGUAAUUCUCAUGUUUGUCAAUAACAAGUGCUAAUUUCAAUCAGGAUACCUAAUAUGUUUUUCCGUAUUCUUCUAUCAGCGAUUUUCGCUAUUUGUUUUGUUAACGGUUUGGAAGAAGGUGAGGAAUGCACCUUAACAAGUACUGGCCAACAAGGGAUCUGCAAAACAAUACUGAGUUGUAAAGCAGCUUUAGAUGAAAUUAAGCAUCAAAAAUUCCCGCAGACAUGUGGAUUCGCUGGAUCUGUUCCAAGAGUAUGUUGCGCUGAAGGUGGUCCUCCAAGAGAUAUAUCUACGACAACAACAACAAAAAGGACUACCACCACCAGAAAAGUGACACUACCAACAAGAGGGGUUACCAAGAAGCCUUCGAAUGUGAGCCUUGUGAAUCCUUAUAAAGUAAACGAAGCGGGAUAUAAAGCCUUUGAGAAAUGUGUAGAGUAUUCGAAAUUAGUAGUCACUUAUAAAAAACCCCCAAUUUUGAUCAUCGAUAAACAGGAGAUAAAGGAGAACACAUGCGGGUUCAGAGUGGUUCCUUUGAUUGUGGGAGGAGAGCUUGCCAAUCGGAGAGAAUUUCCACAUAUGGCUCUCGUAGGAUACGACUCUGGAGAUAGCGUGGAGUGGCUUUGUGGAGGGAGUUUAAUAAGUGAAAAUUUUGUCCUCACAGCGGGACACUGCUUGAUAUCCAAAGAAUAUGGAAAUGCCAGUCAAGUUAGGCUGGGAGUCACUGAAAUCAACAAUCCUAGUAACAGACAAGACAGAAGAGUCAUAGAAAUAAUCAAGCAUCCGGGUUAUUCACCGCCAUCUCUCUACUACGAUAUGGGCCUUUUGAGGCUGGAGAAAAGUGUUAAAUUUGACAUAUAUGUAAGACCUGCUUGUUUACACCACUCUAAGAAUCCACUGGGCGAGAAGGCCAUAGCUACAGGUUGGGGAAAAACUGACUUCGUGGGCUAUUCUAGUGAUAAAUUGUUGAAAGUCACCCUAGGCUUGUCGAAUCCUGUAACAUGUUCAGAAGCGUUCAUCAGAGUUUCACAGCAGAAGUUGGAGAGAGGAAUCGACGAUGAAAUUAUGGUUUGUGCUGGAUAUACUGGUAAAGAUACCUGUCAGGGCGAUUCUGGCGGUCCUCUGCAAAUAUACAGUCCAAUUGACUGCAUGUACGAAGUCAUAGGCGUAACUUCAUUUGGAAAAGCUUGUGGCAUAGGCAAGAGUCCAGGAGUUUACACAAGAGUAUCCCAUUUCAUCGAUUGGCUGGAAAAAAUAGUUUUCACAUAAUAAUCCUUAUGAAAACUGAAUAUACAUGUUACUAACAUGAAUUGAUCUAUUUGGAAAAAUACUAAAUACUAAAUUAUUUACUUUUUACAACAUAUAGGAAAUAAAUAAAUAAUAAUAUGAUAUAAUAAAUACCAACGUAGCUAAUUA